This is a messenger RNA of Phyllotreta striolata, 2324 nucleotides long. Lineage: Eukaryota; Metazoa; Arthropoda; Insecta; Coleoptera; Chrysomelidae. The record is from the annotation of a GenBank genome assembly.
UAUCGGUCCAUCAGCGAUCCGGGCGACCGCUGAGAGCGCCGUGUUCGCAGCGCGAAAUACAAAACGAGGCUUUUCGUUUUCGAAAACGAAGGGAAAAAGCCGUCGCGUUGUAGGAGAAUGUUGAUAGAAGAGUUAAUGACACCUCAAACAAUGGUUUAUGGCGUUUUGAGCGGAUUUCGAGCGCCUUUCUCGACGUCUUCAGUCGAAUAUCGCAGGUUGACGAAGCGCGUAGGGUAAGAGUUUCGGUUUUCACGGGAAAUGACUUGAGUGGAAAAUCCGUUUCAUCGUUCGCUGGAGGCUCAUCGGCGCGUUUUUAGUGAUGUUUUGUGAAUACAAUAAACGAUUUUGGCUGAGAAAUCAGCAUGUACCUUAGCCGGAAUACGGCACUUUUGGUGUGGAUUUUUUCUCUCUGGACGUUCAGGGUAGUAUUCGGCGUGAUCGGCGUGAUCGACUUCGGUGCCGAGGUCGUUUGUGCCAACAGUCCGGGAUUGAUACACCGGCAACGGGAGAUGUGCAGGCAGUCGCCCGACGCCAUGAUAGCCGUCGGGGACGGCAUCAGAAUGGCCACCGCCGAGUGCAGAUACCAAUUCAGGCAGCACCGGUGGAAUUGCACCGGCAUCGAGAAUCCCUCCUCCUUCGGCCACGUCGUCAUCGUCGGUUCGAGGGAGGCGGCGUUCACGUACGCCAUCAGCAGCGCCGGCGUCGCCUACGCCGUGACGGCGGCCUGCGCCCGCGGCAACGUGUCGGCCUGCGGCUGCGAUCCGGGGCCCAAGCGGGAGCCGACGCCGUCGGGCUGGAAGUGGGGCGGGUGCAGCGUCGACGUCAACUACGGGGUGCGCUUCGCCCGGCGCUUCCUCGACGCGCGGGAGCUCGAGGGCGACGCCAGGAGCCUGAUGAAUUUGCACAACAACAAGGCCGGAAGGAAGGCGGUAAAAACGAAUCUCGUCAUCGAGUGCAAAUGCCACGGCGUGUCGGGCAGCUGUACGAUGAAGACCUGCUGGAAGACGUUGCCGACGUUCCGCCAAAUCGGCGACGCCCUCAUGAAGAAGUACUACCGCGCGCGGCCGGUGGCGUCGAGCUCGGCGCAGCACGCGCCCCGCGGCCUCGACGCGCCGCGCCGGCUGCGCCGCCAGCACCUGGUGCUCACCAAGGGCAAGGUGCCCGUCAAGAAGAUGCCAAAGAUGUCGGAGCUGGUGUUCUUGCAGAUGUCGCCCAACUACUGCGAGCGCGACCUGGCCGCCGGGUCGCUGGGCACCGUCGGAAGGCAAUGCAACAGGACUUCCAGAGGUACCGAUGGUUGCGAUUUGAUGUGCUGCGGUAGGGGCUACAACACUCACCAAUACACCAAGACGUUCCAGUGCAGGUGCAAGUUCCAUUGGUGUUGUACUGUGGAGUGUGAUACGUGCAGCGAGAGAACUGAGGAAUACACGUGUAAAUAGGGAAAUCGGAUCGGUUGCGGUGCGAUUUUGAGACUGAGGACGGGAGUUGUUGGUUUAAAAAAUUGUUUGUAGUUUCGAAUCGAAUGCGGAUGGAUGGAUAAGACGAUAGGAAAAUGUGAUACUUUUAGGUCGCGCUGUAAGUGGGAUUUAUGUAUUCCGGUGCAAGAUUUUUUGAUUUGUUGAGAUGUUAUUGAAAAUAUGCAUUGAAUUUUGCUCCGGAAUACCCUCGAUUUACCGUUAUGGUAUCUAAUAUUUUAAAUCCAAAAAUUAGGUACAUUCCUCACGAUUUAGUUUUUUUUUUCUCUAAGUAGUUUGUAACAUAAAAUCAUAUUUUUCUGUUUGCAUAGUAUAAUUUUGUCAUGACAAUAUUCUAACAUGUUCUGCGGAGCACCACUAAUUAAAAUAAAAAACAAUAGCUUAUUCCUCAUCAGUCUUUCUAGUGGUGAAAAUUUGCUGUUUUAUUUCUUAAGCAACCUUUAACUGAACAAUGACCCUUAGUAAACUUACGUAUCGUCCUUUUUUUUUUGUAGAGCCUUCAUUGACAGGCCGUUAAUAAUUCCUUUUUAAUAGGUUUAUUAUUCAGUAGGUACUUACCAUUACCUACACUGUGCAAAAGUAACUUUUAUUGGCCUAGGAGAGUAAGUACGACACACCUCCCGUAAGAGAUUUCUUCAUUUCAAAUCCGCUGUAGGCAUAAUUACUUGUGAUUUAACGACAGUUAUUAAUGCAUUAUCUAUCGAAUACCUACGUACUUCUUAUUAGAUAAUUAAUUAGCGUAUAAGUAAUUUAUUAUUGUAAACUAGGUUAACCAUAAUUAUAAUGCUUUGUAAUAAUUGCUGGAUAAUUUUUAAUUAAAAUCGAUUUAAGAUGCCGGUUUGGUUUUAU